Molecule: messenger RNA, 5526 nt
Organism: Penicillium cosmopolitanum
Lineage: Eukaryota; Fungi; Ascomycota; Eurotiomycetes; Eurotiales; Aspergillaceae
Gene: pkhB
Product: putative sensor histidine kinase/response regulator
Exons: 5
Coding region: 1-5526 (1841 amino acids)
Biological process (GO): phosphorelay signal transduction system; protein autophosphorylation
Molecular function (GO): phosphorelay sensor kinase activity; histidine phosphotransfer kinase activity
Source: RefSeq, a predicted model, not a curated record
AUGGGGGACGUGCAUAGCAGGAGAACUCCUCCAUUUCCUUCUCCAACCGAGACCGUCUCACCCGUCGCCAUCCCACCGCCUCAUAAUUUGCAUGUAUCGCGAUCACCCUCGACAUACCGACACUCCUACGAACCUGAAUAUGUGACUGGAAUCUCGUUAGAUGGGCUGCCCCGUGGCGUGGAUACAUCGCUGAAGGAGCCGGCCCAAAAACCUCAUUUCUCGCGUGGAGAUUCGGCUGAGCAGGUGGCGGGGUUGACACCGGCCACACAAGAUCAUCAGGUUGCAAGUGACCGGCCGGAAGACCAGGGCCGUUCAUCCCAAACUUUAAAGGAGCUGCGUAGACAAAUGGAGGAGCUGCUUGUUUAUCAACAGAUGCAGCAAAGUCAGAAUCAGCACUCUCCCUCGACACAAAUUGGACAACCUUCUCCACCUCCGAACGAAACCCCUCGAAAACGCCGUCUGUCAAACAAGUCCCCUGCAGAGAUACCGGUCACAAUAGUGCAACCUUCCUCUGGAUCCCAAGGUUCCGGGGGCACAAUAAUAGGCGUCGAUAACUCUCUUUCUGCCGAUCAAGUCGCGACUCAAACCCCAUCAUAUCCCUUCCCGCGUGAACAUAACCAGGCCAAACCAUCAAAAGCAGCCAUGGAAAAAACAGGACCCCAGGGCCAAUUUAGGUUGAAGUUUCCUGCUGACAGGCUCCGUGCCUCACCCGCAACCCAAGCACCGGAUGGAAUACCAACGUUGCCGAAGGUGCCAGGUCAACGGCCGAACUUUUUCCCACCACUUGAUGAUACUCCCGCCGAGGACGCAGAAGUCGCGACGCCCAACCUUUACGACCUCACUUUGAAAUUGAAUGCAGACCCGGGGCUUGAGGCAUGGUGGACAAACCUCAUUGAAAUCUUCCAGACGCACUAUGGAGCGGAACGUGUCACGCUGGCUAUCCCUGGGGAUGCGACGGACCUGGAGAAUGUACCAUGGGGACAAAAGGCAAUUUUCAAUGGACAUGUGGAGGCGGCCACGAACAAUGGCCAGAUCCCUUCCCACCAAGUUGACUCUGCCCCCGAAACUACGAGCUCCCGUACAAUGAAUAGUGAUGAAUUGGGGCAUAGACAAGAAAAGGACCCGGCUCCCAAGCCUAGGACCCCUGGGACUGCUCCACCGAUGGUUCGACCGGCUUUAGAAUCGCGUCAUUCUUUUGCCGGAUUCCCCCAGAGCAAGAAACACCGCGCAAUCGAGAUAGAUCGACAUCAGCAUCUGCCGAAGCCAAACGCAAUCAAGCGCGAGAAAAAGCACGCUCGGAUUUCCGAGCAGCCAGAUCUUGCUGGCAGUCACAUUGAUUCUAAGGAUUCACCAAGAAAUUCACUCGAUCCAAUUCGACAAGCUGUUUUCCCGAUCCCGAGACCACUAGAGAACGAGCCUGAUCCACUUAUCAAGCGCACCGGAGUUGUCAAACUUUUUGGUCGAAGCAAUCCUAUCGUUCUUACUCGUGAAUACACGGAAAAUGAACCUACGCGCGUUUCACAACCAUCAGACAGGGUCGCUCGGAGUCCAUUAGAAACCGUGCAGGUCACACCCGCCGCCGAAGGCCCUGGUGAACCCCAGCCUAUUGUUGGAAAGCAGAAGAGCCUCAUCGCUCCUAAUUUGCGAGAAUUCGACGAAUACGAGCAAAUACCACAAUCUCCAUGGUCUCAGUCGCCUGCACCAUCACCUGCCCCGCGAACACAUGCAGACUCCAAUCCUUUCUUUAGUAGCCAUUCGGUCGACGAAAUGGCCUUUGCAAAGGACCCUCCGGAGCACGACUAUUCCAAUAUACAGCCCCUGGAGGCCAUUGGAAUUGAUUACUCGAAGACGGUGGUCCACAUUCCUUUACUUCAUGGCGGCCAAUCCAAUCAUGGCUCUUCGUCAACUUUGAGAUUCCCCGUUGCCAUCGUGUCACUGCUGUCAACAAUAGUGCCUUAUCCAUCUAAUCUACGGCAAUCCCUGGUUCUCCUGAUGCCACACCUCACAACAUCGUUCUGCCUGGCUCAACAAUACAGUGGAACCUUUUCCGAUGCGAGCAGCGAGCUAGAACUCGUGGCGGGUCUCAGUGGUCAUGUCGGCUAUUCUGUCGGCGACGAGAGUUCCAUGUCUGCCGGAGCUAGUAUGACUAGUCCCAGCGAUCGCUCGUCAACGAAGUAUAGCCCUGUGGUCUCCAAUAUGGGGACGCCAGGCUUUGACCUUGGUCAGGUUGGAUUAUGUUCGAGCAAUCAGUCUCCGGCUUUGCGCUCUAGUGAUAUCUCAGAUGGUUAUUUCAACGUUCAAAAUCAGCAGUCCAAGGUACCACGCGACAAUAUCUCACAGCAACGUCACCGUCUCUCCAAGUCAACUGUCAAUACGGACUAUACAGAGAGAAUGACCGGGAAAGCUACCACGGGCGAAGAAAACAAUCCACAUGACCCCAACACCAAUGUCUCGCCUUUAACUGAAAUGCGGCCACCCUCGGCCUUUUCCCCGACCCAGCCGCCGUCUCGCCAGGCGUCGACGAAUUCCUUCUACACCCAGCUGCAGCGCGAUUUAACCCGACAAAUUCCUGACACCAUCGCCCAGCUAAUGCUCAACUCUGUUCCCCUUCAUCUUUUUCUAGCUAAGCCUCAAAGCGGUGAAAUGAUAUGGACAAAUACUAAAUUCGACGCAUACCGAAGAAGCAAACCGCAGGAACAGAAACUUCGAGAUCCAUGGCAAAAUAUCCAUAAUAGCGAAAGGGAUCAUGUGUCGAGUGAAUGGGCCAAUGCGUUGCGAACUGGAUCGCAAUUUACUGAAAGAGUACGCGUGCGAAGGUUCAAUGACGAAACCGCCUAUCGUUGGUUCAUCUUUCGGGCCAACCCGCUGUUAUCAGCAACGGGAGAGGUUUUGUACUGGAUUGGUUCUUUUCUUGACAUCCAUGAACAGCAUAUCUCUGAGCUCAAGGCCACCCAAGAAAGAGAAAAGUUCGCGACCGAUGCGAAAUACCGCGCAUUUUCGAAUUCGAUUCCACAGGUCGUUUUCGAGGCAACCGAGAAUCGCGGACUCAUCUUCGUUAACGAGCAAUGGAAUCUUUAUACCGGCCAAAGUCUAGCAGAGGCUCUUGAUCUUGGAUUUGCCAAGCAUGUUCACCCCGAUGAUCUCGAAAAAUGCGGUGGAAUCUCUUCCCAGACAACAUCAAGGCAUAAUGAUACGAACAAGUCUGCGCCUGCAGAUUCUGGCUUGGAAACCCAUGGUGUCUCAUCUGCCCUUGACGAGUUGGUGAAGCGUGGCGUGGCAUCCCUACAGAAGGAUGAAAACGGCCGUGUCUUUUACUCGACGGAGAUUCGUCUUCGAUCUCGGGGAGGGGAUUUCCGUUGGCAUCUAGUUCGUCUGGUAUGCGUCGAGACUAGCAGCUUUGGUAGCGAAGAGGCUUCUUGGUAUGGCACAUGCACCGACAUCAAUGACCGGAAGAACCUUGAGCGGGAACUCAACAAAGCAAUGAGCCAACUGAACAAUCAAAUGGAGUCCAAGACUAAGUUCUUCAGCAAUAUGUCCCACGAGAUUAGGACUCCCCUGAACGGAAUCUUGGGCACCAUUCCAUUCAUUCUCGACACCCAGCUUGACAGUGACCAAAGGCGAAUGCUCGAUACAAUCCAGAAUAGCUCCACUAAUCUCCGCGAACUUGUGGACAAUAUUUUAGAUGUAUCUCGCGUGGAGGCGGGUAAGAUGUCUAUGGUGAACUCUUGGUUCCAUGUCCGGUCCAUGAUCGAGGACGUAAUCGACACAAUCGCUUCCCGGGCAAUCGACAAAGGUCUCGAGAUAAACUAUCUAAUGGAAGCCGACGUCCCUGCCAUGAUGAUUGGUGAUCGAUUCCGUAUUCGUCAGGUCCUGAUCAAUCUCGUCGGCAACGCGGUCAAGUUCACUUCACAGGGCGAGGUCUAUAUUUGCUGCAGUCUCCAUCGCGACAAAUCUGUUAAUCUCAAAGAAACCGAGGCCCUUUUGAACUUCGAUGUCAUUGAUACUGGCAAAGGAUUUAGUUCGAAGGAUGCGGAGCGGCUGAUGCAGCGAUUCAGUCAGCUGGGAGAGAGUGGGUCACAACAGAAUGCCGGCAGUGGCUUAGGUUUAUUCCUCUCUAAACAGUUGGUUGAAAUGCAUGGCGGAAGCCUCACGCCGAGCAGUAAAGAAGGCCAAGGUGCGAGGUUCUCCUUCAAUGCCUCCACUGCUUCUAGGAGACCUGUGGGAUCCAGGACUACGUCGUACGAUCGAUCCUCUCUCCAAAUACCGAAGAGCUUCGAACCCAAGCUUCAGGACCCCACAGCUCUAUCACCAGAUCCCGAUUCGCCGAUACCCCAGUCGCCCAUCGAUAGCAGUGGGCUGGGCCCUCCUUCUGCUAUGUCCUCAGCACUUCAGACUCCGGAUGUCUCAACUGCACACAUGCCACAUCAAUUCGGCCAAGAACACAAACCAAAAGCAAGCACGGCGAAUUCUCCCCCGCUAGGUAUUUCCGACGCACCUGCACGUCAAACUCCGUCGCCUUCUCAAGGUGCCUCGUUUCCCGGCUCGCUACCUGCGAGCUCUCCAGGAGUUCCCUCGCAAGGUCCUUUCUCUGUCGUCAUCUUGUGUCCGCUCGACAAUACCCGGAAAGCCACCCAGCAGCACAUCGAGAAGGUCGUUCCGCAUGAGAUUCAAUUCACCAUUACUACAUUCUCUGAUGUGGAUGAGUUGAAGGACAUAACGCAAAGUCAAGAUGCGAAGUGCACCCAUCUGGUUUUGAAUUUGCCCGCGACCGACGACAUCUUGGAAGUAAUCCAGCACGUCUCAGAAAUUGAUGCAAACACAGCACCCGUGGUAGUCAUUAUUUCUGACUUGUACCAGAAGCGUCAAAUCAGUACUCGCGUCAAAGAAUUGGCAGCUACUGGCAAACAGGUGUUUAUCGUGCCGAAGCCUGUUAAGCCUUCUGCUUUCUCCACCAUAUUUGACCCUGAUAGCAAGCGCGAACUGAGCAAAGAUCGCAACCAAGACAUGGCGCGAGAGAUCAACAAUAACUUCAAGACCGUGUCGAAGAUGGUUAAGGAAGUCCUUGGUAACAAAGGUUACCGCAUCCUGCUUGUCGAAGACGACGAGACCAAUCGUGAUGUGAUGCUGAAGUAUCUUGACAAGAUCAAGCUCAUGUCGGAAACGGCUUCCAACGGCCAGGAAUGUACAGACAUGGUCCUUUCCAAAGAACCAGGCUACUACUCUCUUAUAAUUUGUGACAUCCAAAUGCCGAUCAAGAACGGCUACGAUACCUGUCGAGAAAUUCGGGAAUGGGAGCAGAAGAACCAUUAUCCCCAGAUCCCGAUCAUGGCCUUGUCAGCCAACGCGAUGACCGAUCAGAUCGAGAAUGCCGCACAAGCGGGCUUCAACGACUAUGUCACCAAGCCCAUCAAGCACAAUGAGCUUGGCAAGAUGAUGAUGGGCCUUCUCGAUACCAACAAACCGUUAUUGCUUCUUCGCGACCGCCUCCACCCAGGGAGUGACAAAACUGCAUCUGCCCGGCGUUGA